Molecule: messenger RNA, 997 nt
Organism: Amorphotheca resinae ATCC 22711
Lineage: Eukaryota; Fungi; Ascomycota; Leotiomycetes; Helotiales; Amorphothecaceae
Exons: 3
Coding region: 1-948 (315 amino acids)
Molecular function (GO): NAD+ binding
Source: RefSeq, a predicted model, not a curated record
AUGUCCUCCCCGUCAUCCGAGCCGCAAUACUCCUUUGCCACCGAAGAAGAGAUCAACUCCUUCGGCAAACAUCUGUACAAAUCCAAACGGAUCCUCGCUCUAUGCGGUGCUGGUCUCUCAGCCGCGUCCGGUAUCCCCACCUUUCGAGGAUCCGGUGCUUUGUGGCGUGGCCAUAAAGCAGCGCAUCUUUCGAGUAUCGAAGCUUUUGAGGCGAAUCCGGGGCUGGUGUGGAAGUACAUGAUGGAUGGGAGACAUCUUGCGUUGCAGGCGAAACCGAAUGCUGGACAUGAGGCCCUGGCCAAAUUGGCGAAGAAGAAGAAGAAGGGAUUUGUUUGUUUGACGCAAAAUAUUGAUGGACUUUCUGAAAGAGCCAAGCACCCAAGGGAUCGACUCUAUUCAUUACAUGGCUCCCUCCUGGAUAUAAAAUGUUCCAAUUGCUCGUGCGACUAUUAUGACAAAGAAAAUUUGAAGGAUCCUCUAACUCCAGACUUAACCGGCGAUGAUAACCUUGCAUCGUUCUCCUCGACAGCAACGUCCGAACCCACCACUAGCCUCACCUCCCAGUUAUUCUCUAUGACCAUCCAGGAGUCCAAAAAGCCGGUAAUCCCGACCUCGAAAUUGCCCCACUGCCCUAAGUGCUCCUCUGUGCUACGCCCUGCUGUCGUUUGGUUCGGCGAGUCACUUUCUCAGACAAUGUUUGAUGAGAUCAAUGCGUGGCUUGACGCAGAGAAAAGGCUGGAUCUGAUGAUGGUCAUCGGCACCAUGGCCGAAGUCUACCCGGCUGCGAGGUUCGUACAGCUUGCUAAGGACAAAGGGGCGAGGAUUGCCGUCGUUAAUCUUGAUGGGGGCCAUUUGGGGGGAAUUCAGUUGAGGAAACAAGAUUGGUUGUUCGAGGGUGAUGCAGCGGAGAUUUUGCCAGUGUUGUUUGAAGGAACCCUGGAGAAUUGAGGUGCUGAGAUAAUAUCUUAUAAGCUACCGGUUAUCACAAUAAGACAAC